Molecule: messenger RNA, 4092 nt
Organism: Neoarius graeffei (lesser salmon catfish)
Lineage: Eukaryota; Metazoa; Chordata; Actinopteri; Siluriformes; Ariidae
Exons: 10
Coding region: 35-2104 (689 amino acids)
Biological process (GO): proteolysis
Molecular function (GO): serine-type endopeptidase activity
Source: RefSeq, a predicted model, not a curated record
GUAAUGAUGUUAAAGAGUAUGAGAGAGUUUGACCAUGAUGCUGUUCAGGACGUUGUGUGUGGUGUUUCUAUUCCUUGCCAAAGGGUGCCACUCACAGCUGAAUGUCUGUGGCCAGGCUACUCUGAACACCAGGAUAGUAGGAGGACAGAAUGCUAUUGAGGGGUCUUGGCCUUGGCAAGUCAGCCUGCAACGACAAGGAAGUCAUUUCUGUGGUGGAUCCCUCAUCAAUGAUCGCUGGAUCCUCUCGGCAGCUCACUGCAUUGGAAGUAAAACAGCUUCCCAAAUGCUUGCGAAACUGGGGAUGCAUACUCUGUCUGGAAGCAACCCUAAUAUUGUGACAAAGUCCAUCAAUUUAAUCAUCAUUCAUCCAAACUACAAUAAUCAAACAUCUGACAAUGACAUCUGUCUACUGGAGCUGUCUACUGCUGUAACGUUCAAUGAUUAUAUCAGUCCUGCCUGCCUGGCUGCAACAGGAAGCAGUGUUUUCAAUGGCACCAUGUCAUGGGUCACUGGCUGGGGAACAACCAGCUUUCAAGGAAGUCAACCCUCUUCUGGGAUAUUACAGGAAGUUGAAGUCCCAAUUAUUGGAAACAGACAGUGUAACUGUCUUAAUGGAGUUGGCAGUAUCACCAGCAAUAUGUUGUGUGCUGGGGCCUUGGAAGGGGGCAAGGACUCAUGUCAGGGUGACUCUGGAGGUCCACUGGUCAUCAAAAAGGACUCUAAGUGGAUCCAGGUUGGCAUUGUGAGUUUUGGUUUUGAAUGCGCUCGCCCAAAUUCCCCUGGUGUGUAUACAAAAGUUUCUCAGUAUCAGGAUUGGAUCGAUCAAAAAAUCACCACAAACCAGCCAGGCUUCAUCCAAGUUACAUCCAGUGGCACUAAUAGCGAUUUGCAGGUGUCCUGCAAUGGCCUGCCGCCUGUUACCACAAUCACACCUACUACUGUCGCACCUGUGGUGUGUGGCAGGGCUACGCUCAAUACUCCUUCAGGAGCAAGCAGCCCUUUGGCGUCAGCAGGUGCGUGGCCAUGGAUAGCCAGCCUGCACCGUAAUGGUACUCACGUUUGUGGUGGAACACUGAUAGCUGAGCAGUUUGUCAUGAGCUCAGCUGAUUGCUUCUCUAGCUCAACCAAUUCCUCUGACUGGACUGUGAAACUGGGUCAGCUCAAUCAGAACGGCUCCAACCCCAACGAGGUGUCUGUCACUGUGGCUAAUAUCACAUUCAGCAAAAAUAGCAGCAAUAACAUAGCAGUGCUGAAACUGUCUACCGCGCCAACACUUUCCAACUUCAUCCAGCCCAUAUGCGUAGACCUGGGGAAUACCAACUUCGCCACUGGUACUCAGUGCUGGGCAGCUGGCUGGGGCUCAGGAGGAGGAGCUCAACAAACACUUCAGCAGUUCAACACUACUAUAGUGAACUGUGGAAAUGCAUCUUCACCAAACAGCAUCUGUACAGAAGCCAUUCCUUUAGAGCAGACUCAAACAGGAGGUCCUCUAAUGUGUAAGAUUGGGACAUCAUGGAUCCAGGGUGCAACUUUAACCCUCACCAGCAACAGCUCAAACAGCACCACUGGAUCCAACAACAGCACAAACAGCACAACUGGAUCCAACAACAGCUCAGACAAUACCACUAAUUCUACCAACAGCUCCAACAGCUCCAAUAAUUCUACCAACAGCUCCAAUCAUUCUACCAACAGCUCCAACAGCUCCAAUAAUUCUACCAACAGCUCCAACAGCUCCAAUAAUUCUACCAACAGCUCCAAUAAUUCUACCAACAGCGCCAACAGCUCCAGUAAUUCUACCAACAGCUCCAAUAAGUCUACCAGCAGCUCCAACAGCACCAAUAAUUCUACCAGCAGCUUAAAAAGAACCCGUCGCUCCACUGAAAGCUUGUCUGAUGUGUCAUCUCGUAACACAAUACAGGUCUUCACUAAGACAUCCAGCUUCAAAAGUUUCUUGGAAUCUGUAGUGGGUUCUUUCCCUUCACAAGCCAGCAGCACAGAUUCGCCUUCCACAACUUCAGGCUACAAACCUUUGCAAUCCCUUUCAGUUGCCUCAGUCUUUCUACUGUCCCUUCUUGCCAUCAUCCAAAUCUUUGGUUUAGAAUAAGCACCCCUAAUAACGUGAUAUAUUUAAUCAGGAAAAAUUAAAUUAAGCUAACGGAUAAAAUAUACUAUAUCUCUAUUGAUUCAUCUUUCAUGUUUACCGAGAAAACUCUGAAUGUAAGGAGCAAUAUUGCAGACUUCCUAUUUUAAAGCGAAAAUUCUUACACUGAUUUUCAUCUCAUCUCAUUAUCUCUAGCUGCUUUAUCCUGUUCUACAGGGUCGCAGGCAAGCUGGAGCCUAUCCCAGCUGACUACGGGCGCAAGGCGGGGUACACCCUGGACAAGUCACCAGGUCAUCACAGGGCAGACACAUAGACACAGACAAUCAUUCACACCUAUGGUCAAUUUAGAGUCACCAGUUAACCUAACCUGCAUGUCUUUGGACUGUGGGGGAAACCGGAGCACCCGGAGGAAACCCACGCGGACACGGGGAGAACAUGCAAACUCCGCACAGAAAGGCCCUCGCCGGCCACGGGGCUCAAACCCAGACCUUCUUGCUGUGAGGCGACAGCGCUAACCACUACACCACCGUGCUGCCAGUACACUGAUCUUUUUUUUUCAUAAAUCUUUUUUGCACUUUUUACCUGCCUGGUUUGAUGCAGCAAGCUCAGUGCAGGGGUUUCCGUUCUAGUUCUGUUACAGCUAAAUCAUAUCAGUAGAUAAAUAUCCCAUUCUUCAUGACUUUCUUGUUACAAAUGCCAACAUAUAAGUUUUGGAUAUGUAAGCUGAAUUCUAUAUAAAACAGGCCAGUAUGAGGCUUCCAAAGAGUGAGCCUUAUUGUCGCAAGUUAAAAUCUUUAACCAAUCAUAGACAGAGUUCAAGAUCAAGAUAAGAAAAAAACAAAGACGAGGCAAUCAUAGGCAUCUAUAUGUUCAUAUACAGUUGUAUAUGGAAUAAAAUAGUUAAUGCUCUACUCUGAGUACAUUUAGCUUUCCUACGCUGAGAAAAACUUUGCUUGAGAAUAAAAUACCAGAGGCUAGGCAUUGAAAAGCUGUGAUUUCAGUGCCAUCAAGCUGCCAUGGUUGAGUCACUGAGCAAGACCUUAACCCUCAACUGUUCAGCUGUAUCCUGCCUCAGCUGGAAGUCACUUUGAAUAAAAGUGUCAGGCAAGUGUAGCAGAUUACUUUUAAUCUAAACUUUACCGUAUAUGACUGGAAACUUACACUGAUGAACUAUAAAAGGUAGUCUAAAGUUGUAACUUGUAAAAUCACAGUACUUUAUGGAAAAUGUUUUACAAUUAUUUACUGUGAAAAUGAUAGCACUUUAAACACUGUCUGGUAAAUGACUCAAUAGGUUACAGGCUUUUUUUUUUUUAGUGAUAUGAUGUCAUGUGAUGGAUGUCAUGUGAAAGGCAGCGAUUAAACUGGGAGAAAUAUCUGCCAUAAUUUAAAAUAAAUAAAUCAUGAAAAAAACUCAACGAGGCAGCUUUUAAAAUUUAACUGAUUCAGAAUAAUAUAUAUAUAUAUAUAUAUAUAUAUAUAUAUAUAUAUAUAUAUAUAUAUAUAUAUAUUUUUUUUUUUUUUUACUUUCAUACAGUAUGUCCCAUAAUUAGGGGACAUUUAUUCAGCUAAAUUAAAGAUGGAACUGUAUAAGGUGAGAAUCCUAAGAACAGAAUCCUUCUGCUUUGCACGAGACAGCUAAAAAUUGUAUCAAAUGAUACGAAGAUGAAGCUACAAGCAUGAUCAUUCUCCGAAAAGGUUCAUUAAUAUGAAAUAUCCAUAUUGCAAAAUCAGUAAUAAACUGGGCUAAAAGAUUUUUAAGGUCAGGUUGAUAUUUUUUUCCAGUAAUUCCUACCAAAUGAACUUUGCUCAUAUUUUAGGAGCAACAUUAUUUUUAUGUUUAUUAUUUUUUUAGUAGUGAAAUUACACCUUGUACAGGCUGAGUGUAUGCUGAAUGUACCGAUGAAACUGUACAGUCUUGUAUUUUGCUACAUAGCUGUUUAAUUGUAUUGUAAUUACUUUGGGAAAUUAAAUGCCAUUGCAUUUAAAAAAUG